CCAUCUGGAGGUGCAGCGACUGACGUGCGUUGGUGGGCGGGACUUGAGGCGUCUGUGCGCCAAUAGUGCCGCGCGUGCGCCUGCGUGACGCCACAAUUGGCUCAGAGACCUCUGCGCCCCUCAGGAUCCGGGGGGUCUGAGCGCAGGAACGCAGCGGCUGCGGGGCUGGCUGACGGCUUCACGCGAGGGGCUGACAGGCGGGCGAUGCGGCUGCGGCACGCGGACACCUCCCGGAGCGUUUAUGUGCCAGAUUAGCCGGGACUUAGCCGUGUGCGCGCCGGCCGGCCCGGCCGCGUCAGGUGGAUGCGCCGCUCUGAUCCACUCCGCCCCUAUGGAUCGCCUUCAUGGAUGUCUUCAAACCCGCCCUGGACAAUAGUUCGAGUCCCAAGGCGCCGUCAUCCGGGGAGGCAGAUGCGUUCCGCUGGCCCACGCCGGAGCAUGGCCCCCGCGGCGUCGGCGCGCGCGACGCGGAGCCCGCCGCGCGGGGCUUGUGGACGGCCGUGUUCGACUACGAGGCGACGGCGGACGACGAGCUCAGCCUCCGGAGGGGGGACCUGGUGGAGGUGCUGUCCAAGGACUCGCUGGUGUCGGGGGACGAGGGCUGGUGGACCGGCAUGAUCGCGGACCGCGUCGGCAUCUUCCCCUCCAAUUAUGUCAGCAAGGAAAGCAGCAUCCAGGAGGAGGUCCGGGACUCCCCGGAGCAGCGGUACCCGGUCCCCCCGCUGCACCUCCUGGAGAUCGAUUUCUCCGAGCUCGUCCUGGAGGAGAUCAUCGGGGUCGGCGGUUUCGGGAAGGUCUACCGCGCCGUGUGGCAGGGCAUGGAGGUGGCGGUCAAGGCAGCCCGCCGUGACCCGGACGAGGACCUGGAGCAGACCGUGGAGAGCGUCCGGCAGGAGGCCAAGCUCUUCGCCAUGCUCAGCCAUCCCAACAUCAUGGCUCUCCUGGGGCUGUGCCUGCAGGAGCCCAACCUGUGCCUGGUCAUGGAGUUCGCGCGGGGGGGCCCUCUGAACCGAGCCCUGGCAGGAAAACGCAUCCCGCCGUGCACGCUGGUGGACUGGGCCGUGCAGACGGCGCGAGGCAUGAACUACCUUCACGACCAGGCCAUCGUCCCCAUCAUCCAUCGAGACCUCAAGUCCAGCAACAUCCUGAUCCUGGAGAGGGUCGAGAUGGAAGACCUCAGCAACAAGACUCUGAAGAUCACAGACUUUGGCCUCGCGCGAGAGUGGCACCGCACCACCAAGAUGAGCGCCGCCGGCACCUACGCCUGGAUGGCGCCCGAAGUCAUCCGGGCGUCGACCUUCUCUAAGGGUAGCGACGUUUGGAGUUACGGCGUUUUGCUGUGGGAGCUGCUGACGGGUGAAGUUCCGUUCCGAGGCAUUGAUGGGCUCGCCGUUGCCUACGGAGUCGCAAUGAACAAACUGUCUUUGCCCAUUCCCUCCACUUGUCCUGAACCUUUCGCUCGCCUCAUGGAAAACUGCUGGAGCUCAGACCCUCACUGCCGGCCCAGCUUCAGCACCAUUCUGGACCAUCUCACGGCCAUCGAGGAGUCGGGCUUCUUCGAGAUGCCGGCCGAGUCCUUCCACUCUCUGCAGGACGACUGGAAACUGGAGAUCCAGGAGAUGUUUGACCAGCUGAGGGCUAAAGAAAAGGAGCUCCGAUCGUGGGAGGAAGAGCUGACCCGGGCGGCCAUGCAGCAGAAGUGUCAGGAGGAGGCGCUGAGGAGGCGCGAGCAGGAACUGGCCGAACGGGAGAUCCACAUCCUGGAGCGGGAGCUGAACAUCAUCAUUCAUCAGCUCUACCAGGAGAAGCCUCGCGUGGAGAGCCGGCAGGGCAAGUUCCGUCGCAACCGCCUCAAACUCAAGGACGGGAACCGGAUCAGCCUGCCGUCAGAUUUUCAGCACAAAAUCACCGUCCAGGCGUCUCCGUCCCACGAUCACCGGAGGAGUUUGCUCAGCAGCAGUUCUAGUCCUCCAACCAGCCCACCGAUGCUGCCUCGCCUCAGAGCCAUCCAGCUUACUCCAGGGGAGGGGGCCGCGGCCUGGGGCCACAACGCUGUCUUUCAGCAGGACGAAGAGGAGAUGGAGAGGAAGGGGUCGAGGAAGAAGGGCCGGUCGCGAGGAACCGGGAUCUACCGGGAACACAGCGCGGACGCCAGUGUGAAGCCCCCCCACGAAGGCAGCAGGCAGAGGUCCUGCAGCGCCCCAAACCUCCGCAGAUCGCCCAGACACAGCCCGGCGGUGCCCGGAGUGCCCAGCCUCGUGGAGAUGGAAAACGAAGACUGCUGCUUCAGCACCGAUCCGGAGGCCGGUCCCGCUCAGACCUACCUCUGCCUCCCCUUCCAGAAAGAGUCCCACGGGUCGUCCGAUAGUAACGGAGACGAGUACUGCCUCAGCAGCCAGCUACCUCCAACCCCUCCCUGCAAGAAGACGCCAGGCGGGGGCCGGCGCUCCGAGCUGGUCCUGCUGGGCUGUGGCGCCCUGCUGGCAGCCGUGGGACUGGGCUGCAACCUGUUGACUGUCGCCCCGCCCGAGGAGAGCGUGAAACCUCGAUGGGAGGGCUUCUUCCACAGAGGCGGGGGCCAGAAACGAACCGGCGGCUCCCCAACUCGCAGACUGUUCCGGAGGGAGAGCCCUCUGAAGCCCUCAGUGCCCUCCCUGCCCCCCACCAACACGCUGCUGUCCGUGUCCUCGCUGUCGGACUGCAACUCCACGCGCUCGCUGCUGCGGGCCGACAGCGAGGAGCUGCUGGUGUGCCGCCCCGCCUCCCCGCCGUCCCACCUGAAGGCGGCCCCGGCGGUCAACCCGCUGGUUAACACUCACGUCGAGAGCUUCAAGAGGAACCCCCGCCAGUCCCUCACCCCCACACAUGUCCCCUACGCUCCAAGCUCCUCACGCGUCCUCCGCCGGACGCCAUCAGAUGGCGCCAUCAAGAAAAGCGCCCCGUCAAACGGCCUGGAGCCCCUCCCAGAGAAGUCUGCGCUGGAAAACACGGUGGGAGGCGGCUUCAGCGGUCUGAAAGACGACUGUUCAGACGUCCUGCGGCUCCCCGACCCCAACCUGGUGUUCCCGCCAACGCCCCGGCGCCGCUGCGCCCCCGAACGCCCCAAAACCUUGGACUUUGUGGUGCGACCACGGCCGUCGCCGCGAGCACGCUGCGACGUUGUCCGGACAGAGGGGCGGAGCCGGAUGAACAGACAGACUCUGAGUCACGGCGAGUCUCCUGCCUACACCUCCAGCACAGAGACUCCGCCCACUGCUGAGUUUGGAGGAGAUCCUGCUGUUCUGCCCACCCCCAUGGAAGCCCCGACACCCUACUCCCCCCGAAAGAAUGGAAACCUGCUGGAUCAGCAGGACGAGGCGCAAAGUCGUGACGAAACGCUUCCGCUCUGCAGACCCGAGAUCGGCCCUCCCAAAGACUCUCCGUUCCGCUUUAAGCCCGGGUUCUAGUUGGGUUCUGAAGGGGUUCCUGUUGGUCCUUCUGUGGCUUCAUGACUGCGUUUGAUAUUUUUACUGUCCGUGUUUUUCUUCUGUUUUAAGCUCAUGAACUUCAUGAUCCGACUGACGUCACCUCACAAAGCUUCACUCACAACUGUGCAGAACUCUACACCGGUCCCUGAUCCACUUCCUGCUGCGUCUUUUAAAGUUGGCUGAAGACUUUUUAAAAAGAUCCUUUCGGAAUGUUUUCUCUGAACUUUGGCUGCACUUUCAGGUGUUUUCUAAAGUGUGGUGACACUAACCUGUGAACAUUUCAAAUCAGAAAAGAUCAAUGUUUCAGAUCCUGAACCGCUGGUGGUGCUUCAUACGUGUUCCUCACCUUAACAGUUCCUAUCUUAGCUGUCCCUCCUCAGCUGUUCCUCACCUCACCUGGUCCCCCUCAGCUGUUCCUCACCUCAGGUGUUCCUUACAUCAGCUCUCCCCCCUCACCUGUUCUUUAUAUUCGCUGUUCCAUACCUCAGCUGUUCUUUACCUCAACUGUUCCUUACAUUAGCUUUUCCCUACCAUAGCUGUUCCUCUUCAGGUGUUCCCUACAUCAGCUGUUCUUUAUCUUUGCUGUUCCCUACAUCAGCUGUUCUUUAUCUUUGCUGUUCCAUACCUCAGUUGUUCCUUGCCGUAGCUGUUCCUUACCUCAGGUGUUCCCCUUCAGCUGUUUCCCCUCAACUGCUUCUUACCUCCGCUGUUCCUUACAUUAGCUCCCCCCUCAGCUGUUCCACCCCUUAGAAGAUCCACUGUAACUGUUCCAUCUCAGUCGUCCCACCCCCGGGCAUUUUCCCUCUCAGCUGUUCCAUCCCUCCACCCCCCUCAGCUGUCCAAUUUGCUGAAAAAUAAAAACAACCAGAAGGUGGUAACCACAUAAUUCAGGAUCUGUGAUGAAAUUGAGUGAAAAUGCAGCCAAAGUCCAAAGAAAAAGUUUUAGAUCUUAAAGUCCAAAAGAAAAACUAUUUCUUAAUACAAAUGUAAGCAUUUAAAACACAAAAGAGCUUUCAGCUGAAAACUCCUUUUUAACAUGGUCAGUUGUAAAUCACACAAAACUGUUUAAAACUCCAGUGGAAAAGAGAAAAAAAUGUGUAUUUAAACGGUAGAUUAAUUCAAACACAUUUAGUCCUUAAAGAAUAAAACUGAAAAAGCAGCCAAAUCCUUUAAAACACUACAAGUUUGAUUCGGGCCGGAUUUACAGUUUUGCACUGAACUGUAGCUGUUCAGUUCUCAAACCUGAAUUGACUCAAGUGCACUUUUGGAAAGCGUUUUGAAUGUAAAGUUUUUAUUUGUCGAAUGUUUUGGCAUCUGUUUGCUUCCGUACGUUUCUCACUUGUGACUUGAACCGGUUCCUGCUUGUCCACCCGCUCUCACGGAUCACCUCCAGGCGCCGUUUGCUCACAGACGCCACGCUGUGGUUGUCUCAGAGCGUUUCUUUGGGUUCAAACAUUCCCGAGACCGGAGACGGCUCCGUCUGAGCCGGCAGGUGGGAGACUAAAGUUUGGACGGGCCCAGAUCGGCUGAGGGGUCCAGAGGCUGUUUGUGGGGUUCAUGUCGCACCAAACUGCAUGACUGAACUUAUUUAUUUAUAUGCACUAAUUUAUUUUUUUAUGUGUUUUUUAUCUUUUGUGUUGCCUUAAGUUUUUUUAAUUGAAAUGUUUUUAUUUUCUGUAACUUUUGGACAGAAAGAUGGUUAAACACAUCGCAGAACAAACCUGUCAAACAACUUCCUGUUUGUUUAAUGUCACGCCCAAACGGAGUCGUAAUGCCUGACCGUCGGUGACCUCUGACCUCUGUCGAGCGUGACCUGAUGCACGUGCGAAUGCCGUCUCCCUGCAGACGCAGAGGACUCCUCGUCUGAGUGGAAUGCAGCCAGUCAAUAAGCUGAACUUGGGAGGAAAACUGUUAUGGACUUUCAUGUAUUUGCACUGGAACACACUUUGAGUAAAACCAUGGAAACAAAC
Molecule: messenger RNA, 5437 nt
Organism: Oryzias melastigma (Indian medaka)
Lineage: Eukaryota; Metazoa; Chordata; Actinopteri; Beloniformes; Adrianichthyidae
Gene: map3k9
Product: mitogen-activated protein kinase kinase kinase 9
Exons: 11
Coding region: 345-3446 (1033 amino acids)
Biological process (GO): protein phosphorylation
Molecular function (GO): ATP binding; protein binding; JUN kinase kinase kinase activity
Source: RefSeq, a predicted model, not a curated record